UCUUAACGUGAUUAUAUGCAGACUGAGACAUGGACGCAUACCCUUCUUUUUUCAUUUCAAUACCUUGGAGUCAUCUAUGGUCAAUUAAGUUCAGCUCCUCUAUAUGUGUUUGGGACAGUUCAUCAAAAAGAGUUUGUAUCAGAUGAGACAGCUUAUGGCCUUUUUUCCUUUAUUUUCUGGACUAUGACCAUCAUUUCUUUGCUGAAAUAUGCCCUUUUAGUACUGAGAGCUGAUGAUGAUGGAGAAGGUGGUACUUUUGCUUUGUACUCAAUCUUAUGCAGGCAUGCCAAAGUGGGUUUGCUCCCAAGUGACACAAGUGCAAAGGAAGUUAUGCAGUAUGAGGAAGAAAGUCCUUUUAAGACCAAGGUGGAAUCCAGGGCAAGAAGAGCCAAUGCCAAACACAAAAGGAGCCAUUAUCUGAUGUUUUUCUUGGCUUUGUUCGGUGCCUGCAUAGCAAUUAGCGAUGGAGUUCUUACUCCUCUUUCUGGUUUGAGAGUCCUUAUCAUCUUCUCUUAUUAUUUCCAGCAGGAACAUGCUUUGAGCUCUUCAGUUUGAAUAAUUAUUCUCUUUUUCUAUCCACAUUUCCAGUGUUAUCAGCUUCAACAGGUUUCACAAGAACAUUGGCUUCAAUCAAAUUUUCACAUUCAGAACAUAGACAGGAGAGAAUCUCAAAAGCUUUAAAAGAAUGUGAGUUGUCAUCUAUCUUUAUAGGAUUUAAAUUUAAUUCUUUCAUUGGUUUCCUCUGACAUUGAUUGCAUUCUUCGUUUAAUAUGAUUAGACAGAUCUUGCAUUAUGUGGGCCUUUUGACUAGUGAUGGCAAUCUAUCUGCUUUGUUUGUUGUC
Messenger RNA from Humulus lupulus (European hop), 842 nucleotides. Its product is annotated as potassium transporter 2-like. Gene Ontology annotation, biological process: potassium ion transmembrane transport. NCBI's taxonomy places the organism in Eukaryota, Viridiplantae, Streptophyta, Magnoliopsida, Rosales, Cannabaceae. Gene Ontology annotation, molecular function: potassium ion transmembrane transporter activity. The record is from RefSeq and is a predicted model, not a curated record. The transcript is spliced from 3 exons. Gene Ontology annotation, cellular component: membrane. The coding region runs from base 16 to 555 and encodes 179 amino acids.